Molecule: messenger RNA, 828 nt
Organism: Aspergillus pseudonomiae
Lineage: Eukaryota; Fungi; Ascomycota; Eurotiomycetes; Eurotiales; Aspergillaceae
Exons: 7
Coding region: 1-828 (275 amino acids)
Biological process (GO): polyketide metabolic process
Source: RefSeq, a predicted model, not a curated record
AUGGCCUUCGAGAUUGAUAUUCCGCUGAAAGCAUUGUCCACCCCAAAGAUCCACGAGAUCAAGUCGGGCGUUGUCCUGCUUCCUCCUCUCUCCCGCAGGGGUAUAGGGCUUGGAAUGAUCGUCGCUGAGAAGGGCUACACCGUUAUCGAGAUCCGGAAAUCUGCACUGGAUCACCGUUAUAUAAUAAACCAGGCAAUUGAGGCAGUGACUCGGCACGAGAAGUGCUCUCCAAAGCAUACUAUCGGUCUCGUACCCGCAGCCGCCAUCUAUCCGGUAGCAGCUGAUGCUGCUAAAUUGACAUCGAGCAUUAUACCCACCGUGCAACAUCUUCAUGAGCCCACAAGUGUGUCACUGCAGAGAACGGCCAAUAUAAUGCAACAUAACUAUCUGAUGAUUCAGACCGAUUUGUUUGCCCUUCCCACUUCCGCCGAAUUUGAUUAUGCUACAGAAGCAGUCUCUCACACGCGGACCUUAACAUACUUUGAAUUCGACAACCGAUCUGUUGAGCAUGCUAUGAAAACAAUGGUACAAGAGCCUUAUGUUAGUCACAUUCCCACGAUGACCGGGGGAAUUGGCCGUGACCAACUCACUCGAUUUUACCGUGGCCACGUUAUCUUCAGUAACCCACACGACACCAACAACCAGCUCAUAAGCCGGACCAUAGGCAUCGACCGUGUCGUGGACAAGUUCAUUAUGACCCUGACCCAUGACUCGGAGAUUGACUGGCUGAUCCCUGGAAUCCCUCCAACUGGUCGCCAUCUUGAGAUCCCUUUUGUGGCGGCUGUCAAUAUCCGAGGAGACCGUCUCUACCACGAACAUAUAGCGUAG